Messenger RNA from Cylicostephanus goldi, 195 nucleotides. The record is from the annotation of a GenBank genome assembly. NCBI's taxonomy places the organism in Eukaryota, Metazoa, Nematoda, Chromadorea, Rhabditida, Strongylidae.
AUGGCAUCACUGAAAGACUAUCACUGCGAUGCUGAAGAAGAAGGUUUGAGUAGCAGUGUAAUGGGGAAAGAUUCUGCCCGCACGCGUGUUUGCGUACAACACCACCGUGCACGAGGCAACCGGGAAUCUCCCUUCUUUUUGUUACACGGGUUCGAAGCACACGUCCCUUGGGAUCAGGACGUGGAAGGCCCAUGA